AUGCGCUUUCAACAUUUAGAGUCUUUAUCCUUAUGUGGUUGUACGGAGCUCAAUGAUUCAGGAUUAACCCGUCUGCUAAGCUAUGGUUCGAAUUUACAGAAACUUAAUCUAGAUUGUUGUUUGAAAGUUACUGAUUACGGGCUAUCCCUGGUUGCUUCUGGUUGUCCCUCAUUGACGUCAAUUAGUCUCUAUCGGUGUAUCAACAUUUCUGAUGACGGAUUAGAGACUUUAGCCACUGCUUGUUUAUCUUUGAAAUGCAUAAACCUCUCGUACUGCUCACAAAUAUCCGACAAAGGGUUGAAAGCUCUUACUCAGAGGUGUCGUCAGCUUCAGGCAGUUAACAUAUCACACUGUGAGAGUAUAAGAGGUGUUGGCUUCAAAGGGUGUUCAAAAUCUCUCACACAUGUAGAGGCUUGGUCUUGUAAGCUCAACCCAGAAGGGGUGACGGGAGGUUGUCAGAGUGCUCACACAGCUGCUAUUGCUGUUCUGUGUGCUGAGAGAGGAAUUACGUCACAUCUGCUUCUACGAGGAGAGCAGCCUGAAAUCUUGACUGGCUAUAACUUGAUGUCUACAAUAUAUGGAAAUGUCACAUAUGUUCCGAGAACUAUGUACGCCAACAGGGAAGAAAUGCUAAAGAACUAUGCUAGGUCAGUGGCCGGAAACAGUGGUGCUUUCCUAUGGUUCAAUGAUAUCAUUCAAGCUUCUUCAACAGGCGAAUUGUCUACUUCUCAAAAUUUUACGAAAAUGGACGCAAGUAGAAGUGAGAGAAACCAUCUUCAAAAGAUUUUAGUUGUCAACGAAGGGGCUGGUGAUUCUGUUGCUCUACUAGGUAUUAUUCGGUUAGUGCAAUACUUAUCACAAAAUCAUUUACUUGGGAAACAAAGAGCCACAAAAUUUGUCGUUGAUGCUGGUACUGGCACAGCAGCUAUUGGUAUAGGACUUGCAGCCAUUUUCUUUGGACUUCCGUGGGAGGUACACGCGGUUAUGCUGGCAGAUAAAAUUGAUGGGUACCGAAAGCAGGAAAAGAACUUGAUUGUUGAAUUCAGUAAGCAUUUCAAUGUUGAGUUUCUUGACCACGACGUAAACAAAGAAGAUGCUGGGAUUGUGCAUUGGGUGGAACGUGACCGUCCAAGAAAGUUACAGAUUCAAUUUUGCGCUGCUUACAUUUUCAUCGGGGUUGUUUGCAUUCUUCUUUAUUUUGGAGGUCAAAAGCAAAGAGUUGCAAUUGGAAGAGCAAUUUUGAAAGAUCCAAAAAUAUUACUUCUUGAUGAAGCUACAAGUGCCCUUGAUGCCGAGUGUGCAUGUAUUGAUACUAACUUGUGCAUUUGUAUGUUCUUUUUAAACCUUGGUGAUUUCCUUGUGCAGAAACUAGGGGAAGGUGUGAAAGGGGUGUAUAUCUCGAUAGACGUGGAUUGUCUUGAUCCUGCAUUUGCUCCGGGAGUGUCUCAUAUUGAACCGGGAGGUCUUUCUUUCCGCGAUGUUCUUAACAUCCUACACAAUCUUCAAGGUGAUGUUGUUGCUGGAGACGUCGUUGAACUCAACCCACAACGCGAUACUGUUGAUGGAAUGACUGCUAUGGUAGCUGCUAAGUUGGUCAGAGAAAUGGCUGCAAAGAUUGCAAAAUGA
Molecule: messenger RNA, 1626 nt
Organism: Vicia faba (fava bean)
Lineage: Eukaryota; Viridiplantae; Streptophyta; Magnoliopsida; Fabales; Fabaceae
Source: the annotation of a GenBank genome assembly